GCUAAGCAACCGCAAGAGAACUAGAAAGGAUAUUUUAUUUUCUUCCCAAGAGAGGACUGCUAAGAGGUCAAAGGGGAAUUAGGUAAAAGAGAGAAACCUCAGUUUCGUGAGAAGUCAAGAGUAGGAAAGGAAAGGGGAAACACUGAAGAAAGGGACAGAAAUACUGGUAUAGUGAGAAAAAAGUUAACUAUUUUUAAGGAGUCAUUUUGGUGACCAUGGAUACAACUUGCUUUUCUGAGAGCAUUUAUAACCUCAUACCCAGUGACUGCAAGGAGCCUCCUCAGCCUCCUAGGUACACAUCCAUUUUUAAGGCAUCUAUUAAAGAUAACAUGCAAAAACAUAAAACUCCAAUGAAGACUAUGGGGCCACCAAAAGUUGAAGUACCUUCUCCAAAUAAUUUCCUGAAGAAACAUUCAAAGGAAAAAACUCUACCACCCAAAAAAAAAUUUUAUUGGAAUGAGCCCAGAAAGCCUCCUGUGCCACUGAGGACUGACAUUCCAGUCAUGGGAAUACAGAGCAAAAAAAAUUUUAUAAACAUGAAUGCAGCCAAUGUCAUUAUGGGAGUGGCUAAGAAGCCUAAACCAAUUUACGUUGACAAAAGAACUGGAGACAAGCAUGAUCUUGAAACUUCAGGACUAUUUCCAAAAUACAUCAAUAAAAAGGAAUAUGGUGUCACACCUGAGUAUAUAUGUAAGCGAAAAGAGGAAGUAAAGAAAGCCCAAGAAGAAUAUAAUAAUUUUAUCCAGGAAAACCUUAAGAAAGCAGCUAUGAAAAGGCUAUCUGAUGAAGAAAGGGAGGCGGUUCUUCAGGGACUGAAGAAGAACUGGGAAGAGGUACACAAGGAUUUCCAGUCCCUCUCCGUGUUUAUCGAUUCCAUACCGAAGAAGAUGCGCAAGCAGAAGCUAGAAGAAGAAAUGAAGCAGCUGGAACAUGACAUUGGUGUCAUUGAAAAGCACAAAAUUAUUUACAUUGCCAAUAAGAAAUAACGGAUUUCUAAAACAGAGUUAUUUUAACAUAGGAAAAAAAGUCCCAGAAAACAUAAACAUGAAACUUUGCUUUUCAGAGAAGAAAAUACUGUGAAAGAGAAUAAAAAUAGUUUUUACCAAAACA
This is a messenger RNA of Suricata suricatta (meerkat), 1110 nucleotides long. It is a transcript of the gene ENKUR, whose product is annotated as enkurin, TRPC channel interacting protein. Gene Ontology annotation, cellular component: acrosomal vesicle. NCBI's taxonomy places the organism in Eukaryota, Metazoa, Chordata, Mammalia, Carnivora, Herpestidae. The record is from RefSeq and is a predicted model, not a curated record. The transcript is spliced from 5 exons. Bases 216 to 986 code for a protein of 256 amino acids. Gene Ontology annotation, molecular function: calmodulin binding.